This is a messenger RNA of Racocetra persica, 382 nucleotides long. The record is from the annotation of a GenBank genome assembly. Lineage: Eukaryota; Fungi; Glomeromycota; Glomeromycetes; Diversisporales; Gigasporaceae.
CGAUGACAAUGACCAUCAACCCGAACUUCGCCCUGGUGUCGUCUUCUGGAUACGAUUGGGUAAAAAUUCAUUAGUCAAUUUACAUGGAGCUUACUUUCCUUGGGUUCUUCUUGCAUUUAACGUCAUUGAAUCGGGAAAUGUAUGGCCAACGGCUAUCGGAAUAAUUGCCGGACACAUAUAUUAUUAUUUACAGGAUCUUUACCCCGCUUCUGGUGGACCGAGGUUAUUAAAUACACCACGAUGGUUGUACAAAUACUUUCCACCUUCAUAUAGUGGGGCGAGAACAUCAUUUGGAACUGCCUUUCAAGCGAGAAAUCAGAAUACUACUGGCGAAGGAUCAACGCAUAAAUGGGGUAGAGGACAAAGAUUGGGAUCACAAUAA